This is a messenger RNA of Metarhizium brunneum ARSEF 3297, 2157 nucleotides long. Its product is annotated as Heat-labile enterotoxin IIA, A chain. The record is from RefSeq and is a predicted model, not a curated record. Gene Ontology annotation, molecular function: toxin activity. Lineage: Eukaryota; Fungi; Ascomycota; Sordariomycetes; Hypocreales; Clavicipitaceae.
AUGAACGGCCAAAACGCUUUAUCGCUUCUUUUAGCGGCCAUCUUCUUCUUCUUUUGUCAUGUCCAAGGGGCGCCUCCACCAGCGACGCCCGGAGGUAUAAGAGCUAGAGCUCCCGGAAAGCCACCGUUUGUAUGGCGUGGUGAAACAGGCAAAACUCGCGACGGUGAACCGGGCAGGUCUCCCGCCGACGUUCAACGAGCUGGUGGGAUGUGGGCACGAGGCUUUCAGAUCAUUGAUCAACUCAGCCCCGAGCAGCUUGAAGCAGGAAGCGGUCUCUGGACGCACACCACCAACCCAGGUAGAACGAGAGACGUCACGCAAUAUGUUUCGACGAGUACAUCGCUCCUUGGUGCCAUCACCUUUGCUGUCCGGCCCUCGCCGCGGCACGCACAAGAGGUUGGCUAUCUCUACCGGAUCCGUACAAACUGGGCCAUGGUCGAUGUGAACUUGUCCUUGGAGAAUAUUUCUCCCUACCCAGAGCAACAAGAGCAAGCUGUCGUUCAAGGGAUCCCUUGGAACCAGAUCAUGGGCUGGUACGAGGUACGUGCUGCCGAUCUAAACCGUAUUCUUGGCGCAGAGGAUCCUGUCAGCCAGUUGGGUCGCUUCAACCGGAAUGCCGACUUUCGUCCAGAUUCAACAGACCCUAGCGGCGCCCAGCCGCAACUUGCUGGGCUUGAGAAUCCUGUAGAGGGACGCCAUGGAGCCUGGGAGGCCUAUAUAGGACAGUCGGUAGCCAGCAACCUGAGGCAGUUCAUCAGAGAAUAUGGACCCCGAACAGAGGCAGCAGAUCAGACCACGCUCAGCAGCCUCGACUGGUCUGCGGUUGAGAUCCCAGCUCAUCUACGAACAGCCUUGGGCCAGGGUGCUGCAAGCGCGGCGCAGUGUGCCAUGGCACUGGCAGCAGUUGUCGUGUCAUGGCACCACGAUGAGUUGAAAAGAUCGAUUCCAUGGCACAAAGUAGACAGCCGUGAUACAACCAGCAACCUCGGUAGUAAUGCCUGCGGUAGGCUUGCUACUGCAGUCAAGGACAAGGCGGAAAAUAAGGAAGCUACUGUGAAAAUUUGCGACGAGCCACGAUCCGGCGGAGAAUGCCUUACUAUACAGACACCUCCCCAAUCUUGCGUUGGUGUCCCUUUGGAAUGGAAUGACAGAGCGUCAACUAUUCUUCUCAGCGCAUCCGCUGGUAUCUGCCAGUUCUUCCAUGAUUAUAAUUGCGCCGGUGCCUCCUUUCAAUCCUCUUUUCCGGGCAACGAUCAUUUAGACGAGUUCGACGAGGGUCGUUUCAACAACAUGAUUAGCUCCAUUCGUUGCGACAACACAAGCCCAGAAACUCAGAUUGAACGGCCACCGGUCAUCGAAGUAGCCAAGCCGGACGCCUGCAUCGCCAAGCCUCGCCCGUUGGCCGAGAUCCUGUGGGUCAUGAUAAACAACAUCGACGGCGAGAAUCCAGGCGACCUCUUCGGCAGCAUCCACGCCACCGACGACUCGGGCCGCCAAGUAAUCUACAGUGUUGAGAAGGAUGAUUCCGUGUCCGUCGAGCCGCGAGACCAAAUCACGUUGCGCACAUCGCGGCCUCUUGCGGCGGAUGGGAAUUUCGUCAUCGACCUGGAUCUCUGGGACAGAGACAGGGACGCGUCUCCGCACGACGAGGUGAGCCGCGGCCAAAUUGCGUGGAAAGUCUACGACCCGGCCAACGAGUACGACACGCCUAUUCAGACAGAGGUCGACGGCGAAUACGGCAAGGCGACGGUGGAUUAUGUCGUGAUGAGCAGUGCUGCACAGGCCGUCGUCCAGGUAAUCAUGCUCGACGGAGACGGAGAGGAGCCCGCCGACGUCUUUGGGAGAAUUAGAACAUCUAGCCGCUUUGUCCAGCGCGACCUGUUUAACAGAGAGAGCGGCGAUAGCAUGGAGAUAUACCCUGGUACAGCUAUCCCGUUGUCGCGGGCUAUCAUGGCCGUGCCGAUGCUUGAUACCCUCAAGAUUCAUGUUGAUCUGUGGGACCAUGACGCCGACUGGUCCCCCAACGACCAGAUAGCGUACGGAAUCGCAGAAUUUCGUCCACGGCUGUCGGGCUCGGAAAAAAAGGUAGUUGACGGAGAGUACGGCAAGGUUGAAGUGUCCGUGACCUGGGGAGGAGGCCGGCCUCAAGGGUGCUGA